CGGAAUCACCUAUAGAAGCUCACGUGUACAGCGCUGCCUAUCAAAAAAGACUACAAACUCCAGAGAUACUUGCGGCAUCUCGCGCAAACGUCUGCAGUUGAAAGUGCCAAAGGCGUCCAAGCGGGAGGAAGUAGACUUCACUGGCUUGUUUCUUCCCUCGCAGACCCUUGAGACGACCUGGCCCCAGCGCAGCUAUGAACUUGGAGCGGGUGUCCAACGAGGAGAAGUUGAAUCUGUGCCGGAAGUACUACCUGGGUGGGUUUGCUUUCCUGCCUUUUCUCUGGUUGGUCAACAUCUUCUGGUUCUUCCGAGAGGCCUUCCUUGUCCCGGCAUACACAGAGCAGAGCCAGAUCAAAGGCUAUGUCUGGCGCUCAGCUGUGGGCUUCCUCUUCUGGGUGAUUGUACUCACCACCUGGAUCACCAUUUUCCAGAUCUACCGGCCCCGUUGGGGUGCCCUUGGGGACUAUCUCUCCUUCACCAUACCCCUGGGUACUCCCUGACAACUUCUGCACAGGCCUGGGAUCUGCUCAUUCUCCCAGGAUGGGGUCCUCUACUCUGAGCCUACUCUUAAGCCCCUAAGACUUGUUUCCAUGUAUGUUCUCUGCUGACAUUCCCCAAUAAAUAACCCUAAUUGUCUA
Messenger RNA from Rhinolophus ferrumequinum (greater horseshoe bat), 638 nucleotides. It is a transcript of the gene PSENEN, whose product is annotated as presenilin enhancer, gamma-secretase subunit. Gene Ontology annotation, biological process: Notch receptor processing. Lineage: Eukaryota; Metazoa; Chordata; Mammalia; Chiroptera; Rhinolophidae. Gene Ontology annotation, cellular component: gamma-secretase complex. The record is from RefSeq and is a predicted model, not a curated record. The coding region runs from base 195 to 500 and encodes 101 amino acids. The transcript has 4 exons.